This is a messenger RNA of Brassica napus (rape), 1141 nucleotides long. Its product is annotated as probable esterase KAI2. The transcript has 2 exons. The record is from RefSeq and is a predicted model, not a curated record. Bases 124 to 948 code for a protein of 274 amino acids. NCBI's taxonomy places the organism in Eukaryota, Viridiplantae, Streptophyta, Magnoliopsida, Brassicales, Brassicaceae.
AAUCAGUGGUUGGAUGUCAAUUAAGAACCAUAUAUAGACCUAAUCCAUUUCUCUUCUCCCUUUAUAUAUACGCAAUAUAUCAAAGCCCUUGUCUCAUCUCUAAAAUCACUCUUAUAGUUAAGCAUGGGGGUUAACCAGAAGAUAUCCGGUCUCGCAGCGGUUAUGAACGCCAAGAUCAUUGGUUCUGGUGAUAGGUCAAUGGUCUUGGCACACGGAUUUGGAGGCGACCAGUCGGUUUGGGAGAAGAUAAUUCCAGUCUUGUCCCAAUCUUUUGAAGUUUUGGUCUUUGACUGGCCUUUCUCUGGAGCCAUCAAAGACCAAACUCUUUGUGACCCUUCCAAGUAUAAUUCAUUUGAUGCCUUCUCUGACGAUCUUAUUUCUCUUAUGGAGGAGUUGAAGUUUGGCCCCGUUGUGUUCGUAGGCCAUUCCAUGUCUGGCAUGAUCGGUUGUUCUGCUUCUAUUAAGAGACCCGACUUGUUUACAAAUCUUGUCCUUAUUGCUGCUUCUCCCAGGUACAUAAACAGUACUGAGGGUUACAAAGGAGGGUUUGAGCCAAAAGACAUUGACGCGAUCAUCUCCAACAUUGCCACCAACUACGAGGCUUGGGCGGUUGCUUUCCCCCCCAUAGUGGUCGACUCAAGAGACUCUCUCUCGGUCCAAUGGUUAGAGAAGUGUCUUAAGAAGAUGAAGCCUGAGACGGCUCUUGCCUUAGCUAAGAUAGUGUUUGGCAGCGACGAGAGAGAGCUUUUGGGCAAAGUGUCACUUCCUUGCCACGUCAUACAGCCUGGAAAUGACGUCAUAGUACCUGUCUCCGUUGCCUACUUCAUACAAGAGAAUAUCAAAGGUAAAUCCACGGUAGAGAUCAUCGAGAACUCGAUUGGGCAUUUCCCACAAAUGACGUCACAUCUGGAGCUUCUACGAGUCAUGAGACGCCUCCUCGAGUUUUGAGGCUUGAAUAUAGUAAACAGCUUUGCAUGCGUCGAUAUUUUUCUUGUCGACAAUAUUCUACUAAGAAGAUAAUAAAGUGGGUCCAUAAGUAGUAUUCAUAUAUAUGUUUGUGUAAUGUGAAUGUGUAUUUAACUGGCAGCACAAAGUAAUUUAGUUUACAUUUUAGUUGAAUAAAAAAGACGAUCAGAAUGAA